Molecule: messenger RNA, 954 nt
Organism: Microdochium trichocladiopsis
Lineage: Eukaryota; Fungi; Ascomycota; Sordariomycetes; Xylariales; Microdochiaceae
Exons: 1
Coding region: 1-954 (317 amino acids)
Source: RefSeq, a predicted model, not a curated record
AUGGCAUCUUGCAGCCACGUUCGCGACUCGGUCAGACAAAUUGACAACACAACAUGGCUUAUCGGCACGAGCCAUGUUCUACGUCUCGAGCAAGGGCCCGGCAACAGUGGGUCGUUGUGGGAGAACAGUAGCGAUGGCUCGUCCUACGAUCUUUCCCGAGCGCCAGAGCCGUUGCCCAAUGCCAGGCCCAUCCCCGACAACAGCCAUGUUCGCCAGAUCCACGAUGCUGGUGACGCGUCGGCCGUGUUCGCAUUUGGCGACGCCCUCAUCCUCAAGAUAAGACUAGCGACUCAUGGCACCCGACAAGAGCCGGAGACACUGGCCUUGCUAGCUGGGAAGACACUCAGCUUUGACAUCCCGAAAGUUCUUUUCUACGCUGAAGAGGCCGGCAAGACGUACUUGCUCGAACCACUUAUACCGGGCAAGAGACUCGACGACAUAUGGUGGGACAUGACGGAGGAUCAAAAGGAGGGCGUGGUGACUCGAAUCUCUCAGGUCUGCUCUGAGCUUAGAGCUUUCCAAUCCGACAGUCUCACUGUACUCGAUGACGGCUGGCUGGAACCGUUUCAGGAAAAGCGCAGUUCCGAAGUACAAGCCCUCCAAAAGCAUUGUGAGAGCUUGGGGAUGGACUGCUCUGUGUUUUUCCUGUCUCACAAUGACCUCGGACCUACCAAUAUCCUCGUGACCGAGACCGAGACCGAGAUCGCCAUCCUGGACUGGGAGCUGGCUGGAUUCAGCCCUUUGGAGUGGGUACGAACCAAGUUCGCCGUCUGUGGGGCACUGGACAUGGAGAAUCAGCAAAAGGCAAAAAACGUGAGUCAUGGUCCUGGGUAUAGGGUGCGGAUUGAGCAGAGGCUGGGAGACCUUGGAUUUCCCGAAGCCACCGAGGCGUACAAGGCCAUGAGGACGGAACGGUAUGAGGAAUGGAAGAAACCGCGGCCGUGGCUUCAGUAG